Molecule: messenger RNA, 3435 nt
Organism: Somion occarium
Lineage: Eukaryota; Fungi; Basidiomycota; Agaricomycetes; Polyporales; Cerrenaceae
Source: the annotation of a GenBank genome assembly
GCUUAUACAAAAUAUUUAUACCGAUUGUUGUAGUAAAGGUUGUAACACCCUCGGCAGUUGGCAACUUCUGUCCGCAACCGCCUCAUCCUGAACCUUUACCUCGUCGUCGUCGUGCAGACCGUUGUGCUCGUUGCUGGAAUCGUCUCACUCGUCUUUUGACGGAGGAUCCGUCGCUCUUUGCCCCUCACUUGUUGCGUAUACCCUGGUCAAUCCUCAAGCAGCAGCCUUAGGCUUCGGCGGGUCCUCCAAUCCUGUAUCAUAAUUAUUCAUACCCUUUCCUCUCUCAUUUUGCAUCUCAACCUCUCCUUGCUGUCGUCCUCAGUCUCACGUUGUCUCUCUCCUUGUUAUGGUCUCUCUCACGGUGUCGUCGUCUCGGUCUAGUUUGCUCUCAACUCCGUCAUCGCAGAACUUCUAUGAUUCAUUACCAUCUCCCGCUCCGUCCGUUUCAAGUGGCUCCGGUUCGUCUUCUAACGUUUCCUUGAAUAACGAGGAUGAGGAGAAUGUCACAAUUACUGCAGAUCGGCUGAAUUCCAGAAGUAAGGGGAAGCAGAAGAGUAGCGAGGAUCUACACUUAUUGGCGGUAUCAACUCAUAUUACAGAGCUCUCAUACAGUAUAUCAGAUAUCCAGAGCCGUAUUUUUGAGAUCCAGGAACUACGACACAGAACGCAAUCUGGGGAUACGUCCGACGCCUCUAGGAUUAUCGACCAAUCUCUGGCUAGUCUCGACGAGCGGUUAGAAGCUGUUUCUCAGGGUAUCAAGACCGUGAACGAAUCUAUAGAACCCCUUUUGCAAUCUACAAAAACACCUACUGCCCUUCAAACACAGGAGACCACAGAAGACGCUAUGAUGCUUCGGAAGCAUGCUACAAUGCUUGCGGAAUGGGAAGCUGUGCAAAAGGAGAGUCAGGUCCUCAGGGAAGAACUGAAAGAAGAUAAAUGGUUGACCGUGUUCCGAACUGUCAACGAACAAGCAGAUGGGAUGAUGACAAGUCUGGAGAAAGCUGUCAACAGAUGCCAGGAUUUCAUCUAUCGAAUACAACGGCAUGGUCCUGAUGAUACGUUAUCACCUUCGUUAUCUUCAGGAUCCACUCGUUCUGAGAAGUCGCCUCUUAAUUAUGAGGUCUUCAGUACACUUGCGGAUUCUUUUGAGGCAAAGAAGAAACAUUACAUGCCUGCGACGACUAAAGUACUCUCCAUCAUUGACAAAGGCGUACAAGACCGAGUGACAAAGAAUGGAGAAUGCUUACGAAGACAUGCAGAAUCCACGCAACGAUGGAAGAACCUGAAAGAGCGUAUAGCACGAACGGAUGCCGACAUGGAGAGAGUACGCAAACUGCUCUUAACAGGGGAAGGUACGCCCAGCGAAGCCGGAUCGAGCGUAUCGGGAAAUGCGUCAAUGUCACAGAAUGGGUUCCUUGCCACGCCACCUAGCGAGCAUCAAAAGAUGAACACCAUUUCGAGGAGUAUCUCUCCAUUCCGUAAGUUUGCAAGGAGGUUCACCAAAGGGGCGAAGAGCCCUGUAGCAACGCCGGCCCCACUCAAGAAGACGAGUUCAAAGACACCGACAUCCGAACCUCCGCCGAAGUUGCGACAUCGAGGCUCGCUUUUCAACCUGCUCGGUGGAACACCCCAGACUCCGGUCACUCCAUCCCACAAGUAUAGUCAUAGUCUGACGCCUGAAUCUUCACCGUCACCAAGAAAAGCCGAACCCGCAUCUGUAUCCACUAACACAGUCAGGAGACCUGUGUGGAACAGCUCAACACGGGUGGAGGACGAGCGAGGUCAGACGAUCAAGCCGUCUUCGUCAAGACGAGCAUCCGCCAUGGGGAUACGUCAAUCGGAAGACAUUCCUCCCGUUCCACCAUUAGGUACGCCGUAUAGGAGGAGUCUAUCCAGAAGUUCCAUGGCAUCUUCGCGACCUUGGUCACCAGUGACUUCCUCGGUGUCAACUGCACAAUCUUCUAAUGGCUUCUUCCGACCCCCUUCCCGUGCUCAAACCCCGGGGCUACCUGUUUCUCCUCGCACUAGACCGAAGACACCAAGUCAUAUCCCUGCACCCUCCAUGGGCAGUCACUGGCGGUCAAUGUCUACCUCGCCGUCCGAGUUCUAUUUAGAUGACGACGAUAGGGAAGUCAUAACUUCGAUCAUGCAACGCGCAUUCUCUCCCACCCGAGCGAUGACACCGAGCGGACAUCCGCCACGACCACCUAGUCGAUCGAUGAUCCCUGUUCCGAGCGUACACAUCUCGAGUGCCUCGAGGCCGGGAAGUGCGAUGUCCCAUUAUAGGCCAGACAGUGCCAUGUCAUUCAGAUCACCGUCAGUAAUGAGGGAAAGGGAUCCUUCCAUGGACGGAGGAGCCAUGAGGUCAACACCUCGCCCCACAACGACCCAGUCGCGCCUCCCCCCUUCCAGUUUCAAAGAUAACUCAGCACCUCGGACACCAAUAUCCCGUCCUUCUUCUCGAGCCGGAGCUUCUACGCCUUCUCAGUCGAUCGAAGGUAAACCUUUGCACCUAUACAUUCCGUCGAGCUACAAGGAUCCUUUAGAUGCUGAAGUAGCGAGGGUGGUAAACAACAUACCUCAUGCUCUGCUCAUCGAGCGAAUAGAUCCACCACUGAAGACGGUACCCAAGGAUGGUGAAGAGAUCAGGGCUCAAUACGCCGUUGCUAAUACACUUGCGAGAAAGGUGAUCACAUGCAAGUUGACCACACUGUCCAGAUCUGGGGGCAAAGGCACGACGACGAAGAAAGUGAUGUGUCGUGUCGGUGGGGGUUGGCAAGACUUGCAGCUAUACAUCCUGAACAGACAUGCCGGCUCUUAGACCAUCUGUGCAACAGCUCCGGUUCUUGUAUAUGUACCUGAUUCCUUUGAUUCACCGACCCACAGAGCUCCCUUCAUGUUCAGCCUACCCUCGCCGCCCUCCCUUUUCAUUUGUACUUCCCGAGAUAUGCUGGUUAUGUCACGACUCACGGACUGCAAACUACCCUAGCGUUCCUGAUACCCUACUUUCUUCCAUACAUACUGCUCCUCCAUCAUUCCUCUUUACCUCCGUCCCUUUUUCAUGUCUUCACCCAUUUCCUCCGUCACCCCUGUUGUCGCCACUUCACAAACUAGGUAGGUAUCAGUAGUAGUAUGUGUGCUAAUCCCGUCCAUGUUAGCCGGAACUUGCGCUCGUUUGAAUAGUAUGGAUUACAUAUGACCAUUCGUCACACAAAUUCACGCCACGCUAUGUAGCUGGCAUCUUGAGACAUGACGUUCUGACACCAUCCCCUGCCCACUUCCCCACCUCGAUAAGCAAGUCACGCUUCUUAUCUGCCGCUGUGUUGGACCGCAAUUCGUAUAAUGUUGCUGAGGCAAUAUUAGUUAGCACGACCAUAAUGGAAUCGUAGAAAGAUCGAACAUACAAAGGUUGAACAGGAACGGUUCGGCAGUGAC